CUGGCGCGUUAACGAGCCUGGGGCUGCACUGUCCGGUCCGAGCGCACCGAGUGGGAGGCGGCAACCUGCGUUGACAAUUAGACGGAGACUCCGUACAGUUGUUGUUUGUUCUGGUCGGUGGACGACAUCGGGGAGCCACAGGGGCAAAAAUGGAAAACGAGUUCAGGAGGAAGAUAAAGGAGAGAUUUGGCCUGAGGCGGGACAUCUUCAAGGAGUUCCUGGCGGAAUUUCUGGGAAUCUUUGUGCUGAUACUUUUUGGAUGUGGUUCAGUGGCCCAGACGGUGCUCAGUAGAGGGGCUCAGGGGGAGCCCCUCACCAUCCACAUCGGUUUCACCCUGGGAGUGAUGAUGGCCGUCUACAUGGCGGGGGGAGUGUCAGGAGCUCACGUCAACCCCGCCGUCUCUCUGGCCAUGCUGAUCCUGGGCAAGCUUCCGCUCAAGAAGUUCCCCGUCUACGUGUUGGCGCAGUUCCUGGGGGCGUUCGCUGGCUCGUGCGCCGUCUUCGGCUUUUAUUACGAUGCUUUCAUGGAUUACACUGAGGGAGAAUUUGCUGUGACUGGUGCAAAUGCCACCGCCAAGAUAUUUGCAUCGUAUCCUGAAAAGCAUCUCUCAGUCCUGAACGGGGUCGUCGACCAGGUAAUUGCCACCGCCGCUCUGGUCCUGUGCAUCCUGGCCAUCACCGACAGGAGGAACAUCGGCGCCCCAAAGGGCAUGGAGCCCUUGUGCAUCGGCCUGAUCAUCAUGGCCAUCGGCGUGUCCAUGGGGCUGAACUGCGGCUACCCCAUCAACCCGGCGCGGGACCUCGGGCCCCGCGUGUUCACGGCGGUGGCCGGCUGGGGCAUGGAGGUUUUCAGAGCCGGAGGCUGCUGGUGGUGGAUCCCCGUGGUGGGGCCUAUGGCGGGCGGGGCGGUCGGAGCAGCCGUUUACUUCGUCUUCGUCGAGCUGCACCACCCCGAGCCGGAAAAGCAGGAGGAGAACAACAUCCCAGACAAAUAUGAAAUGGUAACAAUGAGUUAAAAGACGAAAGGGGGGCGACGGGUGACGCGACCGGCACCCAAAUGAAACACGCAUGGAUGUUUAAUGAAGCCUUUAAAGCUCCUGUUUCGAAAAGCAGAGGUCUCGUGUUGAUAUAUUAAACUUAAAUAUUCUCCUUAAAAACUAUAACUCCACAAAAGCGCAACUUUGCAUGUAAAGUGUCCACCUCGCUCUAACUAUGCAGUAUCUCUGUGCUAACUGAUCAGCUACCCAAGUAUUUGUACGACAUUCUUGUUUUUACUACUCUCUACCUAACACAGGGACAUUUAAUACAGUAUAUGUAGUCAUUUACAUCAUAUUAAUGCGUUUUGUCUUUCUCAUCUCACCUUUUAAACAUGUUUGAAUCUUACCAGUGUCGCUGUAGCUUUUAUACACAAUGUAGGAAAUCCAGCCUUAAAUCAUUAAAAUCACCUCAUUUUUUCGGUUUUCACUAAUUUGUCACCUUUGAUAUUAAAAAGCCAUAACGCAGCAUAAAACAGUUACGUUUCCGCUUUCUGUGAAACAGAACUGUUUUCCAGGAUUUUCUUUUGGUAAAUUUCUUCAAAUGGCACACAGAAUCAGGGAAAACACUGGCUGUAACUGUUUACAUACAAACUCAUCUGACUGAGGCGAAGCGUGUAAUAAAAACUCAUUUCUGACGUAGUCCAGGUUAGCUUCCAAGUUCAACACUGGAACUCUGACGAGCACAGAGUGUUGCAAAGGGAACCAGGCUGUUUGGAAACGUGACGUGAAGGUGUUUUGUGAGGUUUGUAAUGUUUGUAGCCUGUGAGUGUGCAAAGACAAGCUUUUUGCAGACAUGAUGGUUUUCUGUAGAAGUUGGUCAUUGUCCUAUUUGGGUUCAAAGCAGCCUGACUUGAAUGUUUAAGGUUGUAGCUCUGCUCCAUCACCCAAACCUCCAGGUUAUUCUGUAGGAAAGACUCAUGGUGGCUGGUUGAAUCAGAGGCAGCGCCUAGAUUGGACUCAUGUGUUCAUGUUGGUGAAUUCUGGCCCUUUGGCUGCAAACAGUCCGACUUUGGUCACCGUACAUUCGUUCUCAAGAAGUGUUUUUCAGUAGCACUUUGAAUCUCAGGAGGCUCUUUGGUAAACUGUGCAUGCAUUUUAUUAUGUAUGAAAAUGCAUUACAAAGACACGACAAUCACUUAACUAAUAAUAUUUUUUUUUCUUAUGUCUUUUUGAAGAGAUCUUUUUGAAGCAGGUAAUGAAAUAAACUGGUUAUGAUGUGAGGUAAGUUAUUAAUGCCUACACAUUAUCCAUCCCUGAAGCCGCAUUUGCAUUCAACAUAUUUGCUGCAUGCGGCCUGUGACUAAAUGAGACUAAAUGAUUAAAGCUUUUACAUUAAAUAAAACUAACUUUUUAUUUUAACUUGCUUUUCCUGCUGUAGCUUCCUAACAACACACCUGUAUUUGUCUGAAACAGUUGUUUGUUUACGCUAUUUGUUGUGUUUUCAUGUUGAAUAAAGUUUGUUAAAAAUCA
This is a messenger RNA of Betta splendens (Siamese fighting fish), 2507 nucleotides long. It is a transcript of the gene aqp9b, whose product is annotated as aquaporin 9b. Gene Ontology annotation, cellular component: plasma membrane; basolateral plasma membrane. Gene Ontology annotation, biological process: glycerol transmembrane transport; water transport. Gene Ontology annotation, molecular function: water channel activity; urea transmembrane transporter activity; glycerol channel activity. NCBI's taxonomy places the organism in Eukaryota, Metazoa, Chordata, Actinopteri, Anabantiformes, Osphronemidae. The transcript has 6 exons. The record is from RefSeq and is a predicted model, not a curated record. The coding region runs from base 150 to 1016 and encodes 288 amino acids.